AGCUUUGCAUCAUUUUGUUCUGUUCACUAAAACAUUCAAGUUCCUUUUUGUAUACUAGUCACUUAUUUUUCCACCUCUUUUUUUUCCUUUUCUGGGAGAAAACACACAGCAAGUGGAAAUCUGUUUUUAAGAACCGAGAGAGCAUUGAAUGAUGGUGAAAAUUAUUCCAGCAGCCCACCUAGUGGGAGUACUGGUUCUGUUGUUGUGCUGCUGGUCAUGGAUGACAGCAGCAGAGUAUAUGGCAUACAAGGACCCCAAACAGCCUAUGAAUAGAAGAAUAAAAGAUUUGAUGAGCAGAAUGACUUUAGCUGAAAAGAUUGGUCAGAUGACGCAAUUGGACCGCUCAGUUACCACGUUCGAGAUCAUGAGGGAUUUCUCAAUUGGCAGUGUACUGAGUGGUGGAGGAAGUGUUCCUAAAAUGCAGGCCACUCCAGAGGAUUGGAUUGAUAUGGUUGACAAUUUCCAAAAUGGUUCACUUUCAAGCAGGCUUGGCAUCCCUAUGAUUUAUGGCAUUGAUGCUCUUCAUGGUCACAACAAUGUCUAUAAGGCAACCAUUUUCCCACAUAACAUUGCACUUGGAUGCACCAGGGAUGCUGAGCUUGUUAGGAAAAUUGGUGAGGCAACUGCCCUUGAAGUUAGAGCUACUGGUAUUAAUUAUGCAUUUGCACCAUGUAUCGCGGUCUGCAGGGAUCCGAGAUGGGGGAGAUGUUAUGAGAGCUAUAGUGAGGAUCCAAAGAUAGUCCAAGAAAUGACCUCCAUCAUAUUAGGAUUGCAAGGCAAAGGUCCAAAGAAGGGUGUUCCAUUUGUCGGUGGAAAAAAACGCGUAGCAGCGUGUUCGAAACACUAUGUGGGUGAUGGAGGCACAACCAGGGGCAUUAAUGAGAACAACACAGUGAUAGAUUGGCAUGGUUUGUUGAGCAUUCAUAUGCCUGGCUACUUCAAUGCCAUAAUCAAUGGUGUAUCUACUGUCAUGGUUUCUUACUCCAGUUUAAAUGGUGUUAAGAUGCACGCUAAUCGCUUCCUAAUCACAGAUUUUCUAAAGAACACUCUUAAAUUUAGGGGUUUUGUUAUUUCUGAUUGGGGUGGUAUUGACAAGAUUACGACUCCACCUGGUGCAAAUUACACUUACUCAGUUCUUGAGGGUAUUAAUGCUGGCAUUGACAUGAUCAUGGUUCCAAUGAACUAUACUCUGUUCAUUGAUACUCUAACAACCCUCGUCGAAAACAAGUUUGUGUCCAUGAGUCGUAUAAAUGAUGCAGUUUGGAGAAUUCUGAGAGUCAAGUUCACAAUGGGUCUAUUUGAGAAUCCUAUGGCUGAUAAGAACUUAAUCGACGAGCUCGGUGCCCAGGCACACCGAGACUUGGCAAGGGAAGCUGUAAGGAAGUCACUUGUUCUAUUGAAAAAUGGACAAGAUGCAGAUCCUCCUAUGCUACCACUACCCAAAAACGCAACAAAAAUACUAGUUGCUGGAACCCAUGCUGACAAUCUAGGCUACCAAUGUGGUGGUUGGACAAUUACUUGGCAAGGACUUAGUGGCAAUAACCUAACUACUGGAACAACCAUCCUUGAAGCCAUUUCAGAUGCAGUAGAUCCAAUCACAGAGGUUGUGUUCAGUAAAGAUCCAGAUUCAGAUUGGGUAGAAGCACAAAAUUUCACGUAUGCCAUUGUUGCUGUUGGGGAGCAUCCAUAUGCAGAGACAGCUGGGGAUAGUCUAAACCUGACAAUUGCUAGUCCAGGUGAAUAUGUGAUCGACAACGUAUGUGGGAAAGUCAAGUGUGCGGUGAUAAUUGUUGCCGGACGUCCUGUGGUGAUCGAGCCCCAGCUCACCAACAUUGAUGCUCUGGUUGCUGCAUUUCUUCCGGGUACAGAAGGAGGAGGAGUUGCUGAUGUUCUGUUUGGUGAUUAUGGUUUCACUGGAAAGCUUUCUCGUACUUGGUUCAAGACAGUGGAUCAGCUCCCUAUGAAUGUUGGUGAUGCACAUUAUGAUCCACUCUUCCCCUUUGGUUUUGGACUCACAACUGAUCCAAUUGACACAAAUUAGACUUACAAGAAGAAUCUUUUUUUAUAUAGACUUAGGAUUAUUUGCAGAGCCAGUCACAAAGUAGUCCUCUUUUAGUUUUUCAGUUUUUGUUCUUUUUUCCAGAUAAAUUGUUCCACUUGAUUAACAGAGAAUAUGGUCCUUAAUAUUUGUGUUGUGUCAAAAACAUUUUUAAAUAAAAAGUAUAAAUUAGUUUUAUUUUAAAGUAAAUAUUGCAGCUUUCUUAUUGCGCCAACAUUCACACUUUGCUUUAGGACUAAGAAGGAGGUUCUCAUUUCAAGUUCAGUUAUCCACGACAUUUAAGUAGUUCAAAAGC
This is a messenger RNA of Ziziphus jujuba (common jujube), 2354 nucleotides long. RefSeq lists its product as uncharacterized. The coding region runs from base 149 to 2041 and encodes 630 amino acids. Gene Ontology annotation, molecular function: beta-glucosidase activity. The transcript is spliced from 9 exons. The record is from RefSeq and is a predicted model, not a curated record. Gene Ontology annotation, biological process: glucan catabolic process. Lineage: Eukaryota; Viridiplantae; Streptophyta; Magnoliopsida; Rosales; Rhamnaceae.